CAACCAUGACUGCAGUCACAGAAUUAACUACCACUGGUGUAACAGAAUCAAUUACAACUGGAGGAACACAAUCAACUUCAACUGGAGCAACAGAAUCAACUACAACUGGAGCACCACAAUCAACCAUAUCUGGUGCAACACAGUCAACUACAACUGGGGCAACUACAACUGGAGCAACACAAUCAACUACAACUGGAGCACCACAAUCAACCAUAUCUGGUGCAACACAGCCAACCACAGCCAUAGUAACUGAAUCAACCACAGAUUCAACCUCAACUGGAGUUACACAGUCAACCAUAACGGGAGCAACACAAUUAACUACCACUGAUGCAACAGAAUCAAUUACAACUGCUGCAACACAAUCAUCUUCAACUGAAGGAACAGAAUCAACUACAACUGCUGCAACACAAUCAUCUUCAACUGAAGGAACAGAAUCAACUACAACUGCUGCAACACAAUCAUCUUCAACUGAAAGAACAGAAUUAACUACAACUGCUGCAACACAAUCAUCUUCAACUGAAGGAACAGAAUCAACUACAACUGCUGCAACACAAUCAUCUUCAACUGAAGGAACAGAAUCAACUACAACUGCUGCAACACAAUCAUCUUCAACUGAAGGAACAGAAUCAACUACAUUUGUUGUGACACAAUCAACUACAACUGGGGCAACUACAACUGGAGCAACACAGUCGACCAUAACUACAGCAACAGAAUCUAUUUCAACUGGAGCACCACUUUCAACUACAGGUGAUGCAACAGAAUCCACAUCAACUGGAGCACCACAGUCAACCAUAUCUGGUGCAACACAAUCAACUAUAACUGGAGGAACACAAUCAACUUCAACUGGAGUUACACAGUCAACCAUAACUACAGCAACAGAAUCUACUUCAACUGGAGUGCCAAUUUCAACUACAGGUGAUGCAACAGAAUCAACAGCAACUGGAGCACCACAAUCAACCAUAUCUGGUGCAACACAGUCAACCACAACCGUGACGGAAUCAACUACAGAUUCAACCUCAACUGGAGUUUUACAGUCAACCAUAACUGGAGCGACACAAUUAACUACCACUGAUGUAACAGAAUCAGUUACAACUGCUGCAACACAAUCAUCUUCAACUGAAGCAUCAGAAUCAACUACAACUGCUGCAACACAAUCAUCUUCAACUGAAGCAACAGAAUCAACUACAUUUGUUUUGACACAAUCAACUACAACUGGGGCAACUACAACGGGAGCAACACAGUCUACCGUAACUACAGCAACAGAAUCUAUUUCAACUGGAGCACUAUUUUCAAUUAUAGGUGAUGCAACAGAAUCCACAUCAACUGGAGCACCACAGUCAACCAUAACAACUGGAGCAACACAGUCGACCAUAACUACAGCAACAGAAUCUAUUUCAACUGGAGCACCACUUUCAACUACAGGUGAUGCAACAGAAUCCACAUCAACUGGAGCACCACAGUCAACCAUAUCUGGUGCAACACAAUCAACUACAACCGAAGUGACGGAAUCAACUACAGAUUCAACCUCAACUGGAGUGACACAGUCAACCACAACCGUAGUGACGGAAUCAACUACAGAUUCAACCUCAACUGGAGUUUCACAGUCAACCAUAACUGGAGCGACACAAUUAACUACCACUGAUGUAACAGAAUCAGUUUCAACUGCUGCAACACAAUCAUCUUCAACUGAAGGAACAGAAUUAACUACAACUGCUGCAACACAAUCAUCUUCAACUGAAGCAACAGAAUCAACUACAUUUGUUUUGACACAAACAAAUACAACUGGGGCAACUACAACGGGAGCAACACAAAUCCACAUCAACUGGAGCACCACAGUCAACCAUAUCUGGUGCAACACAAUCAACUACAACUGGAGGAACACAAUCAACUUCAACUGGAGUUACACAGUCAACCAUAACUACAGCAACAGAAUCUACUUCAACUGGAGUGCCAAUUUCAACUACAGGUGA
Messenger RNA from Alosa sapidissima (American shad), 1970 nucleotides. Its product is annotated as mucin-22-like. The record is from RefSeq and is a predicted model, not a curated record. The coding region runs from base 6 to 1970 and encodes 654 amino acids. The transcript is spliced from 7 exons. NCBI's taxonomy places the organism in Eukaryota, Metazoa, Chordata, Actinopteri, Clupeiformes, Clupeidae.